Molecule: messenger RNA, 2835 nt
Organism: Myotis myotis
Lineage: Eukaryota; Metazoa; Chordata; Mammalia; Chiroptera; Vespertilionidae
Gene: P3H3
Product: prolyl 3-hydroxylase 3
Exons: 15
Coding region: 251-2452 (733 amino acids)
Biological process (GO): collagen metabolic process
Cellular component (GO): endoplasmic reticulum
Molecular function (GO): L-ascorbic acid binding; protein binding; procollagen-proline 3-dioxygenase activity
Source: RefSeq, a predicted model, not a curated record
CCCCAACCUCCGAGUAUCAGGGACACUCCAACCAACUGAACGGCCAGGACGUUCUCCGCUUUCUGCCCGGCUCCCCCUGGCUUCUCUCUCUCACACUGGGCUCUCCCGGUCUCCUUGGCUCCGCUCAUUCAUUCCUUCUCCCUUCUCCCCUCCUAUCUCUCCUUCCUUUCCCCUCCCUCUUCCUGCCCCCUUUCCUCUCUCUCCUCCGCUCCCGCAUUUUCCUUCGGCAGCCGCCGGAGGCUCGGGCACCAUGCUCCGGCUCCUCCACUUGCUGCUGCUCCUGCUCCUGCUGCCUCCCCCGGGGUCCCCCGAGCCCCCGGGCCUGGCCACGCUGUCCCCCGGGGCGCCGCCCCAGGCUCCCGACUUGCUCUACGCAGACGGGCUGCGCGCCUACGCGGCGGGGGCCUGGGCGCCGGCUGUGGCGCUCCUGCGGGAGGCGCUGCGGAGCCUCGAGGAGCUGGGCCGCGCGCGGCGGGACUGCGGGGCGCGCUGUGCGGCCGAGGCGGCGCUCCCCGACGCCCCGGGCCCGGACUUCCCGCCCGGCCCGGCUGCCGGGGCCUGGGAGCGGCUGCUGCUCCGCGCCGCGCUGCGCCGCGCCGAGUGCCUGAGCCAGUGCGCGGCGCGGAGGCUGGGGCCGGGGGGCGCGGCGCGGCUCCGCGUGGGGGGCGCCCUGCGCGACGCCUUCCGCCGCCGGGAGCCCUACAACUACCUGCAGAGGGCCUACUACCAGCUGAAGAAGCUGGACCUGGCAGCCGCCGCGGCUCACACCUUCUUUGUAGCAAACCCCACGCACCUGCAGAUGCGGGAGGACAUGGCUAAGUACCGACGGAUGUCUGGGGUUCGGCCGCAGAGCUUCCGGGACCUGGAGACGCCCCCACACUGGGCAGCCUAUGACUCAGGCCUGGAGCUCCUGGGGCGCCAGGAGGCAGGACUGGCACUGCCCAGGCUCGAGGAGGCCCUGCAGGAGAGCCUGGCUCAGGUGGAGAGCUGCCGCGCUGGCUGCGAGGGGCCUGAGGAGCAUCAAAGAGAGGAAGAGGAGGAAGGACCUGGGAGCCAGGGGGGUCUCUAUGAGGCUAUCGCCGGGCACUGGAUUCGGGUCCUGCAGUGCCGGCAGCGCUGUGUGGAGGAAACAGCCACGCGCCCUGGUCGAAGCUUCCCUGUCCCCGACUUCCUGCCCGGCCAGCUGAGGCGGCUGCAUGAGGCCCAUGCUCAGGUGGGGAAUCUGUCCCAGGCUAUGGAAAAUGCCCUGAGUGUCCUGCUCUUUUAUCCGGAGGAUGAGGCCGCCAAGGACGCUCUGAACCAGUACCAGACCCAGCUGGGAGAGCAGAGACCUGGCCUGGGGCCAAGAGAGGACAUCCAGCGCUUUGUCCUUCGGUCCCUGGGCGAGAAGAGGCAGCUCUACUAUGCCAUGGAGCACCUGGGGACCAGCUUCAAGGAUCCUGAUCCCUGGACUCCAGCAGCUUUCAUCCCCGAGACACUGAGAGAAAAGCUCAGAGAGGAUCAAGAGCAGCGACCUUGGGACCAUGAGCCUCCACAGCCGAAGCCCUUGACUGACUGGAAGGAUGUCCUCCUCCUGGAGGGGGUAACCCUGACCCAGGAUGCAAGGCAGCUGAAUGGGUCGGAGCGAGCGGUGCUGGACGGCCUGCUCACCCCAGCUGAGUGUGGGGUGCUGCUGCAGCUGGCCAAGGAUGCAGCUGAGGCUGGAGCCAGGUCUGGCUAUCGGGGCCGCCGAUCCCCUCACACCGCCCAUGAACACUUCGAGGGGCUCACGGUGCUGAAGGCUGCACAGCUGGCCCGUGCUGGGGCUGUGAGCACUCGGGGUGCUAAGCUGCUCCUGGAAGUGAGCGAGCGUGUGCGGACCUUAACUCAGGCCUACUUCUCCCCGGAACGGCCCCUGCAUCUCUCCUUCACUCACCUGGUGUGCCGUACUGCCAUCAAAGGGGAGCAAGAGCAACGCAUGGACCUGAGUCACCCCGUGCAUGCCGACAACUGCGUUCUGGACCCUGACACGGGAGAGUGCUGGCGGGAGCCCCCAGCCUACACUUAUCGAGACUACAGUGGACUCCUCUACCUCAACGAUGACUUCCAGGGUGGGGACCUGUUCUUCACAGAGCCCAACGCCCUCACUGUCAGGGCGCAGGUCCGUCCUCGCUGCGGACGCCUUGUGGCCUUCAGCUCUGGCGGGGAGAACCCCCACGGUGUGUGGGCCGUGACUCGGGGCCGGCGCUGCGCCCUGGCCCUGUGGCACACGUGGGCACCUGAGCACAGGGAGCAGGAGUGGACAGAAGCCAAGGAGCUGCUUCAGGAGCCGGAGCAGGAUGGGGAGGAGGAGGGUGACGAGGAGGAGGAAGAAAUGCCCCGCAGAGACCCUUCUCCAGAACCCCCUGGCCGCAGGCCUCAGCGGGUCCAGGACAAGACCGGGAAGCCGCCUCGGGUCCGAGAGGAGCUGUGAGGGGCUGAGCUAGCUCCUCGGGGAUGCGGCCACCUGACUCUGGAAGGGCUGCCUCAGUCCCAGGACCCACACGAAGGCCCCUGUGACAGGAGCAGCACAGCGAGUUCUCUGUCCCUGCACCCCCACUGUUUUGGGGAUCACAAGGGCCAUCCAGCCCUGGGCUCAGAGAACACUGCACACACCAGCCUAGAACUCGUCCGGUCUGAGGAGUCAGGCCUGGCCCCAGCUGAUGGACCUGCAGCCCUAGGGCAGACCGAGGGCAUGAUGCCUCCCUGGGAAGAAGUGGCCGGGGCAGGGCCUGACUGCUUCAGAUGAGGAGGAUGAGAGGGGAGAGUAAGCCCCGCCCGCUCCCAGCCUGUCAAUAAAGAACGUGAAGACCCUCA